GUUUCUUUACAUCCAGCGAAAGACGAACGAACCUCGAAACGUCGCGAAACAUCACAACAACUCGACAACCGACACAAUGGCCGCUGCUACUCUGCCCAACAUUUCCUCGGACCUGAUCUGGGAGGUCGUCCGAAGCAACAACAGCUACCUCCACAAGACUGGUGCUGCCUCAAACGGUGGUGUUCAGUUCUCCCGCGACCCCCUUAACCUGAAGAACGUCCACAGCCGAAAGUACGCUGGUUUCGUCAACGAGAAGGCUGUCGGCAUUGCCCCUGGCGAGAAGGGCGGCGUUGUUGUCACCAGCAAGAAGACUGCUGCUGCUCACCAGCCCAGCAAGUCUGCUGCCCAGACCUCCAUCGGUGGCGGCAAGUCCACCCGCAAGACCUACAAGGCCGUUGCCGCCCAGGUUGCCAAGUCCGGCUACCGCGCUGACCUCCGCGCCGCUGCCAUCGAGCGUGCCUCUGCCAUCCGCCGAUCCCAGCUCCCCGUCAAGGCUGACCCCGAGCCCAAGCUGAGGGGCAAGAAGGCCAAGGCUGCUGCCGCUGGCGAGUCCUAAAUUUGGAAGAACGGGACGAGAAUUGGAAAGGCUUUGGGGAUGAGUUGGCUGGGCUGGGAGUAGGGGUCUGAAACGGCUUUUUCAACUGUACAUUUGGCCUGGUU
Trichoderma harzianum CBS 226.95 is the source of this 660-nucleotide messenger RNA. RefSeq lists its product as hypothetical. The transcript is spliced from 5 exons. Gene Ontology annotation, biological process: translation. NCBI's taxonomy places the organism in Eukaryota, Fungi, Ascomycota, Sordariomycetes, Hypocreales, Hypocreaceae. Gene Ontology annotation, molecular function: structural constituent of ribosome. Bases 77 to 556 code for a protein of 159 amino acids. The record is from RefSeq and is a predicted model, not a curated record. Gene Ontology annotation, cellular component: ribosome; cytosolic large ribosomal subunit.